Danaus chrysippus (African queen) is the source of this 528-nucleotide messenger RNA. The record is from the annotation of a GenBank genome assembly. Lineage: Eukaryota; Metazoa; Arthropoda; Insecta; Lepidoptera; Nymphalidae.
AUGAGGGACUUAGUGGCGGCUCACAGCGUCCCCGCCCCGCAGGCACCAGCGCGUAACACACACACACACACACAACCAUCAUACAACAUGGACACAUUCAACUCACACGCGAGACUCAAACGACCGAAACUAGGCGACAAGAAAGUCUAUCGUCCAGUGCGAAGAGCGACUUUAUCCAGGAUAGAUGAAACUCCCACCAAUAGAAGCUAUAAAUCCAUGGACUUCUCAACGCGUCCUAACAUGAGAUCCAGAUCAAACGUCUCCGCGGAUACUAGCCGUAGCGUGCCAGUCUGUAAUCAGAGUCAAGAUAUACAAAACCCUGAAUACAGCAGUCUGAAUGACACAAAAGCUUACGAUUCAUCCGAGGAUGUGCCGGCAUCUAUGACGGAUUUACCGAUCAUGGUACCUUUAGAUCGCUCCACUGGCUCAUACAUACCAUAUCCAGAGUAUUCGUACGAUAGCUAUCAAAUCGGUCGAUAUAAAUAUAAGUCCAAGAACAAUAAUCUAUUCCUAGCGUUCAUGUAUUAA